GUAAAAACGCUGAACGGAUCGUUUGAACAAGUUCAACAAAAGUUUCUCUUUAAACGGUGUUUUUAUAUCGCUGCGUAAUGCGCGACGGGCAUCCCAGUGUCUCUCAAAAUGAGACACUAGAGGCCUGGGUCCAAAUGUAAUGGCCACACUCAUAACAAGGUGGCUACUGUCCAUCUUGUUGGUCAACGUGCCCAACUGUUUUGCUCCAGCCCCUCCUGCUGCUCCCUCUCUUCCUGACUGCUAUAUCCCAUGUGACGAGAAAAACAAUUGUGCAGAUAUCCACUGUAGAUGGGAUCCAAGUCUGGAUCCUCAGAUCCCCACCAACUACAGCCUGCACUGGGAGCCAGCAAAAAAUGAAGAGGGCCAUGUGAUCAAUGGGACCAGUCUGAGUGGGAUUAUCCAUCGUAAACACUUCAGCCAUGGAGAACUUCAUGUUUGGGUCCUGGCUAAGAACCAGCAUGGUUCUACCAGUUCUCAGAAGGCUAUGUACAUUACACACGAUAUCAUGAAGCUGCCCCCUCCUAACAUCACAUGGAGCUUUCAGGAUACAUUAGAGGUUGAAUGGGCUUUCUCCUGUGAUGAGCUGCAGAUCUCUUUGGGACACUGUGAUGUCCGAUAUCGGACUGAAGCAGACCAAGUCUGGGCUGAGGAAGAGAGUGGACUCCAUGGAUAUACAUUUGACAGUCCCCAGCCCUGCACAGUUUAUGAAUUUCAAGUUCGCUGUUCCUGUGCCAAAGGCUUGCCGAGUGACUGGAGUGCAAUCUACAGGAUACAAAGCCUUGAGGCGGCCCCGAUUGGAGAGCUGGAUGUAUGGAUGGACUGCGGGAUGUCUCAGGCACCGUCCAACUGUUUUCUUACCUGGAAGAGGCUUCCUAUAUCUCAGGCUUGCGGUCUCAUUCUAGGAUAUGAAGUCAGACUGUCUUACAGUAACUACGCUGAGGUGUUGGUCAAUUUGUCCACGUCUGAGCCAGGGGGCCAGUUGGUGUGCAGUGAGACGCAAUGCCGCUUCAAUUCCUCUAUAAAGGCUAUUUCAACAGCCAGUGUAUCUGCCUACAACACACAUGGUGCCACAGAGCCUUCUUACCUCGCUGUGCCAAUACCAGGUAAAUGGAAAAAUGAGCAAGCUAUUCACCUCAAGAUGAACAAAGAGAACCUCACUGUGUCCUGGGAUGAGCCAUCUCAGCUCUCUGAUAACCUGAAGGAAUAUGUGGUGCAAUACAAGCAAGCAGGGUGUCCUCCGGGCCAAGGGUUUGACUGGGUCAAAGUGAACAAAAACCACACAGUAGGAAUUUUAAAAGGUCAAUAUAAAAAAAACACACCCUACCAGGUGUCAUUGUUUACUAUAUCACACAGCAGUAAAGUCCAUCACCUCUCAUCAGUUAUUGGAUAUUCACUUGAAGGAACUCCCUCCAAAGUGCAAUCAUUUAAGGUGUUUUCCAUUGCUGACACUCAUGUGACCCUCUUGUGGAAGCCUGUUCCCCUCUCCAUGCAGAAUGGGGUGAUCCUGUACUACCAAUUCAUAGUAGACCAAGUAAACGGACAAAAAGUGCACAAUGUGAGUGCAUCCCCCCCGGAGGAAAAUAUGACUUUUAAGCUGCAUGGUCUCAGUCCAGGACAGAAUUAUGAGGUGCGAAUAAGAGCUGUGACUUCAGCUGGGCCUGGAGAAAAUGCCACCGUAAAUUUCAAAACGAAUCUCAAUGAAAUCUUGGUACUUCCAAUACCACUGCUCGUUGGAUUCAUUUCUGUAGUCUUAAUAUGCUUUCUUGUUAUUUUAUCCUGCUCUUUCGUGUCUGCCAAUUUUUGUCAUGGAGAAAACAAAGCAUGUCCACUGGUGCCUACAUUUUUAUAUGAGAAAGUGCCGGAUGCCCGCAACAGUCACAUUUUAAAGCACAUGAUGUACCAGGCUAAUGACCAGCUGGCUUGUAUCUGCAUUCCCGUCAAUGAGCCGCAUCCCGAGAUCUCUGUGUUGGAGGUUUUGGAAAUCCAGCCCUGUGCAGACAGGUUAACAAGGCCAGUGGUUGGAGACGGAUGCUUUGAGAUGGAAGAUGAUCAGAGGGAGGAAGCUGUCACAGAGGAGUGUCAUAGGACAGACCACAGAUAUGGAAGAGAAGAGUACAGCAAAAUGUUGGAUUCAGAUGAGGAGAAGGACAGGGAGGAGGGGUGGAGCUCAGAGGAGGACGAACAGCCAACGUCGGGUUAUGAAAAGCACUUCAUGCCAAGUGCUUUGGAAGUGCAGGUAGCUUGACAUUUUCUCGACCUUGCAUCAGAGACAUUCACCUCAAAAGCGUGUAUUUUUUUUGUUUUGUUUUGUUUUAAAUUUGCAAAAAAACGAUCAAUGUGGAAAUGUGAAUUUAGACGAUGAGCCUCUCUCUGCAGGACUGAGGUGGCGGACUCAGGUCAUUGAAGAGAUUAAUCUUCAGAAGCUUAUGACAGUGAUGCAUUCCCUCUCUCUACUCUCUCUUUACACUGUUUGCAUUUGUUUGUUUGGGUAUUUUGUUUAACUUGGUAAGUGUUUGUUUCAUGACUUUUUUGUUGUUAUUUUUUAAAAACAGGAACAACUUAUGUAGCCUCCCAUUUCUGUCUUAUGUUGAGCCUGGCUGUGUACCAAGUGUAGUACUGUAUAUUUUAUAAGGCAAAAAUAAACCAAAUGCAUAGAAAAACUGGCAAUUUAC
Plectropomus leopardus (leopard coralgrouper) is the source of this 2672-nucleotide messenger RNA. RefSeq names its product interleukin 12 receptor, beta 2a, like (gene il12rb2l). Gene Ontology annotation, molecular function: protein binding. The record is from RefSeq and is a predicted model, not a curated record. Lineage: Eukaryota; Metazoa; Chordata; Actinopteri; Perciformes; Serranidae.